Molecule: messenger RNA, 1342 nt
Organism: Cylicocyclus nassatus
Lineage: Eukaryota; Metazoa; Nematoda; Chromadorea; Rhabditida; Strongylidae
Source: the annotation of a GenBank genome assembly
AUGUCGUUCGGGUACAACAGCUCACCUCCUCCCAAAAAGCGAUCUCGUACUGAUCAGCAGGGUGACAACGGUGAUGAUGCUGAUUCGGACGAUUCCUUCAACGAUCCUGUUCUCGCGGAGCCAAGUCAGAUUACACAGGCUAUUUUACAACGGAGAGAAGCUGUUUGUGUUGAUAAUGGUCGACAGAUGGGGUAUUCUAUAGCUCAGUCUUCGAUAUGCACUUCUCCACUUCGUCCCCAAAGAGACGAUGAAACAACGACGAGGAAAUCCCUAUUGAGGACCAGUGCUCUCACUCCUCGACGUUUUAAUGCCCAAGAUCGAAGUGAUUACCAUCAUAAUGGUCAAGUGCUGAUGCUAAAAAAUCGGGUUGAAAAUCUGGAAAGGGAAAAGGAACGCUCGGCAGCCGCUAUCCGCGAUCAGAUCAUUGCCAAAGAAAAAGAGCAUAAAUCGGAACUGAGCAGACAAGAAGAGCGGAUACGUCAGUUGGAAGCUCAAAUCAUGUCUUUACGUCAAGAAAACCUCCAAACCAGCUUUAAUCUUCAUAAUGCUUCGCUAGCUAAUGCUGAUAUAGAAAUGACAGAUGCGAACACAACAUUACCACGUGGUCCUCUAUUGCACACCAAGAAGGUCAACAUCCUCCGACACGAUAUCAAGUGGAAAACUGGAUUUGGUUUUGGGUCUGGCGCCUCUGUUUUUACCGAGUCUUUGUCGAAUCGAGGUGGUCCUGAGAACGGCACGCAAGCAUUUCCCCAUGUCCCUGGUCAAUUGUUGAUAGAUACACCUGAUCCUGCCACAACACCAAUCUGCUCCGAUGCUUUAUUUAUGAACAAAGCCGAGACAGUACUUACAGACAACAAAGAAUGUCAAGUUAAUAGUGUUGCUGCGGAUUGGAAUGUGCACAGCUAUAUGAGGGAAUCAGCUUUAGAGUCGCUUCUCAGUAUAACUAUGAUCUCGCAAGAAUCGAAUUUCGACCUGAGCACGUUGAGUGUACUUUGUAGGCCAGAACUUUAUCUCAAUUGCAAAAGCCUCUUGAGACUGGAAGCGGCUACAGACAGCGAUUCUGAUUUUGACUGAAUAGACUUCAUUCGCAUUGCCUGCUGUACUAUUCUCCUGCUCCGUCAGAUCUUUGUAUGCAUUUUAGGUUGCCAACUAACUGUGAUCUCCUCUUUAUAGCAAUGAUGAACUUGAUCUGCGGAUUUAUUUACUGCCCACCAUUGCGUUGUAAGGCUCUCAUCUUGUAUAGUUGGUAGUUAAAGGCAGCGUCCAGGCAAGUCUGGACACAUGGAGAUCUCACGUGGAUAGUAAUUUAGGGACCUUUACUAAGCCAUUUCCAACCCGCAGC